Molecule: messenger RNA, 1359 nt
Organism: Gossypium raimondii (Peruvian cotton)
Lineage: Eukaryota; Viridiplantae; Streptophyta; Magnoliopsida; Malvales; Malvaceae
Product: agamous-like MADS-box protein MADS1
Exons: 9
Coding region: 276-1016 (246 amino acids)
Biological process (GO): positive regulation of transcription by RNA polymerase II
Cellular component (GO): nucleus
Molecular function (GO): DNA-binding transcription factor activity, RNA polymerase II-specific; RNA polymerase II cis-regulatory region sequence-specific DNA binding; protein dimerization activity
Source: RefSeq, a predicted model, not a curated record
AUAGUACUAAAAAUAGGAUACAUGCAUGUGAAAAUGGAAGAUUAAAUUAAAAAUGAUGAUAAACUCAGCGGAAAAAGGUUUUCUGGUUUAUUUACAUUUAUAAAUAGAAACUCUCGACCCUUCUUUGCUUCCAUCUUCUGCAUCUCUUCUGGUCAGAGAUUUGCAGCUAAAAUGAGAAACAAAGAGAAGUAAAUAAAAAAACCCUUCUCUUUCUUUUUCCGCCUUUAAUUAUCAUACUUGCCUUUUUCUUUUCUUUUCCUUUCAAGUUAGGAAGCAUGGUGUACCCCAAUGAAUCCCUUGAAGACUCUCCCCAGAAGAAAAUGGGGAGAGGAAAGAUCGAGAUCAAGCGGAUCGAAAACACGACGAACCGCCAAGUUACCUUUUGUAAGAGGCGCAAUGGUUUGCUCAAAAAGGCUUAUGAGCUAUCAGUUCUUUGUGAUGCUGAGGUUGCUUUGAUUGUCUUCUCCAACCGUGGUCGACUCUAUGAGUAUGCCAACAAUAGUGUUAAAGCAACAAUUGAAAGGUACAAAAAGGCUUCUGAUUCCUCCAACACUGGGUCAGUUGCUGAAGUUAAUGCUCAGUUCUAUCAGCAAGAAGCUGACAAACUCCGAAAUCAAAUCCGGAAUUUGCAGAAUACAAACAGGCACAUGCUGGGGGAGUCCGUAGGGGGAUUGCCUAUGAAAGAGCUUAAGAGCUUGGAGAGUCGUUUAGAAAAAGGAAUUAGCAGAAUCCGUUCCAAAAAGAAUGAGCUGUUGUUUGCUGAAAUAGAGUAUAUGCAGAAAAAGGAAAUUGACUUGCAUAACAAUAACCAACUUCUUCGAGCCAAGAUAGCUGAAAACGAGAGGAAGCAGCAGAGCAUGAAUUUGAUGCCCGGAGGUUCAAGUAAUAACUUCGAGGACAUACAUUCUCAGCCAUAUGACUCUCGGAACUACUUCCAAGUUGAUGCCUUACAACCCGCCGCCAAUUAUUACAACCCUCAGCAGCAGCAAGACCAGAUAGUUCUUCAACUAGUCUAAUGUUGUGGGGGUGUGCAUGGUUCAUUGCUGCUGUUUCAGUUUUAGAGAAGAACAUCUUAGUAUUACGUCAGAUGAAAGCUACUAUAUAAGGCAGGAAUAUUUAUAUUAACUUUCCUUAAAUGGAGGACCCUAGAACUCAUCUUCUGCCAUGUUUAAGAUGUGUAGAGUGUGUAAGACUGAUAAGUUUGAUUUUCAGACAAGAAUGUCCCCUUCCAUAUGCUUAGAACAUGCAUUAAGGUUCUACAAACUAAGAUUAUAUGUAUAUCUAGGAACUAACUAAAAGCUUGUUUAGGUUGAUGUAAAAGGAAAACCUGGACUCAGAAAAUUAAAAUAUUUAUGUCUA